AUGGCGACCUCGUUAGUGCUGUUGAAGCCGGAUGUGGUUUCGCACCCAAUUUUGAUGAAGGAGGUGGUGCAGCGGCUACUGAGCGCCGGCCUGCAGAUCACCGGCUUCCGGAAUUGCCGGUUGGACCGGGCGCAGGCCGAGCAGCUCUACCGCCAGCACCAGGGGCGCUUCUACUACGGGCGUCUCGUCAGGCACAUCACCAGUGGCCCGGUACUGGCGCUGCGCGUGAGCGGGGAUGCGCGCGCCGUGCUCGGCUCCAGCAAGCUUUUCCCGUUGUCUGAGGAGAAAGAGCCCACGCUUCGCCAGCAGUUCGCCAUCUCCGACGUGCGCAACGUGGCGCACAACUCGGAUCGGGAAAUGGCCGAAGCCGAGCUGGAGCUGAUGGCGCCGAUGGAAACGAUUGAUGGCCUAUCCCUCCUCAAGAAGCCCGAGGUGUGCCCACAAGAAUUUCACGAUCAAGAAGCGCUGUGUAGAGCUGAUUUACUGGACAAAGCGGGUGACCGGGAAUGUGACAAGAUGAGCAAUACGGAUAUACUUCACCGGAUAAAA
Mesorhabditis spiculigera is the source of this 549-nucleotide messenger RNA. The record is from the annotation of a GenBank genome assembly. NCBI's taxonomy places the organism in Eukaryota, Metazoa, Nematoda, Chromadorea, Rhabditida, Rhabditidae.